AUGUUGCCACCAUCCAGCGCUCGACGUGUGCUGCUGCUUGUGGCCCUUGUGUCUCUGUGCGUGCCGUACGCAUGUGCAGCGCCUUCUCUGGUAGACGCAUACCGUGCAUCGCAUCGCUAUGCCCAAACACAGGAAGUUUCUAUGGCGCCCAUGCUGCAUGAAGACGACGGCCGCGAUGUGGUGCCCCACAGUUACAUGGUCAUGCUCAAGCCUGGCGUGACGGCCAGUUCGUUCCUGCAGCAUCGCGCUGCGGUCUCUAACGUCGUGAUGGCGGCUCAAAACGCAGCGAUCUCGGCCUCGUCGGCCGACGAGCAGGCCAUGGCGCAAGCCAUGGGAUUCCGCCACAUUUUUGAUAAGGAUACCUUGCAAGGCUAUGCAGGCACGUUUACACCCGAUGUGCUCGCGUUCAUUCGCGCUCAGCCUGAGGUCGAGUAUGUGGAACCGGACUCGGUGGUACAAAUUACAGCACUCGCGCAAGACGAUCGGUUUGUGCGCACUAUGGACGAAGAAAGUGAGGCUCGUCGUUUGCCAUGGAACCAUCCCGAGCAGCAUCUUACCGAGGUCGGGGCUCCUUGGGGUCUGGCGCGUAUUUCACACCGUGAUUCGCUGCAUCUGAGCACGUUCAACAAGUACGUCUACGAAGCGGUGGGGGGUGAAGGCGUGACGGCGUACAUUAUCGACACGGGCAUUCACGUGGACCAUGAAGACUUCCAAGGUCGGGCGCGCUGGGGAAAGACGAUGCCGCCCAACGAAAAGGAUGUUGAUGCACAUGGGCAUGGCACGCACGUCGCAGGCACGAUUGGCUCGUUGACGUAUGGUGUGGCGAAGAACACGGAGCUGGUCGCUGUCAAGGUCCUUGGCGCUAGCGGCCAGGGCACGAUGGCAGAUGUCACCGCUGGUGUGCUGUGGGCCAUCACAGAUGCCCAGCGGCUUACAGAAGAGAUGCUCGCGCACCCGACCUCCCCGAAGGCCAAGAAGCAUCGCGGGUUCGUGGCCAACAUGUCGUUGGGCGGCGGCAAGUCGCCGACCUUGGACCGAGCUGUGGCGGCAGGCAUUGCCGCGGGCCUGCAUUUCGGUGUGGCAGCUGGGAAUGAGAACCAGGAUGCAUGCAAUGUCUCCCCUGCUGGCACCAAGCAUGCGGUGACGGUCGCUGCGUCGACGAUUGCCGAUGAGCGGGCGUACUUCAGCAACAAGGGCAGCUGUGUCGACAUUUUCGGACCUGGCCUCAAUGUGUUGUCGACGUGGAAGGAAGGGCCGCGAAGUGUGAACACCAUGUCGGGCACGUCGAUGGCGACGCCGCAUAUUGUGGGUUUGAUGUCGUACCUGCUCUCGAUUUACGGCACGGACGAUUUCCACCUGAUGAAGGACGUGCGACCUUCGCGAUUGGGUCCCUUUGCCGUGCAGGACACAUCGUCGUGGUGGACGGCGCUCUGGGCAGUGACGCAGCACUGGUGGCCAUGGUGGCUCACCACGCGGCCGGCCUUGCUGGACGACACGGUAGAGGUGAUGGCCGUGGAAAGUGUGUUGCACCCCGUGGACCUAAAGAAGGCGCUGCACCGCUUUGCGACGCCUGGCGCGCUUGCCGCGCUGGAUCCAGACACGGUCAACAGUCUCGCGUUUAACAAUGCAACUCAAACCCUGUAG
Malassezia pachydermatis is the source of this 1644-nucleotide messenger RNA. Its product is annotated as serine-type endopeptidase. Gene Ontology annotation, molecular function: serine-type endopeptidase activity. The record is from RefSeq and is a predicted model, not a curated record. NCBI's taxonomy places the organism in Eukaryota, Fungi, Basidiomycota, Malasseziomycetes, Malasseziales, Malasseziaceae. The coding region runs from base 1 to 1644 and encodes 547 amino acids. The transcript has a single exon. Gene Ontology annotation, biological process: proteolysis.